AUGGAACAUAUCAGCAACGCUUUCGACACCGUUCGGAGCUGGGGCCUGCCCACCAUCGCCCUCGUACUCGUGUUGCUGUAUCUAGUCAGCAAUGCAGUACAUGCGCUCACCAUUCACCCUCUGGCCAAAUUCCCAGGCCCGUGGUGGGCGGCACUGAGCCGCCUCCCCUUCUGUAUCGAGCGCAUGAGGGGUAACCAGGUUCAAUGGAUGCAUCGCCUACACCUCAAGUACGGGCCGGUGGUGCGCUUCUGCCCGGAUGAGGUCAGCUACGUGGACCAGGGCGGGUCGGCGUGGAAGGCCAUCUACGGGCAGGAAAAAGGGGUCAAGGAAUUCCCACGCGUCAGGGCGUGGUAUGUAGAGCCUUUCAAUGGAGUCCACCCCAUCACCAGCGUGCCCGCCCACGACGUCCACCGCAGGUUCCGCGCAGCCUUCUCGCCGGCCUUCUCUGAGCGCGCGCUGCGGAGCCAAGAGCCCUUGUUUCGACGGCAGAUCGAUCUCUUGGUUUCUAUCCUGGCCAGCGCCGCCGCCGAGACCGGGGAGCCGGCCAACCUGACCGAGCUCUUCGAAUUCACCACGUUCGACAUCAUGGGCGACCUGGCGCUGGGCGAGUCCCUGGGGAUGCUGCAGACGCAAAAGUACAGCAAGUGGAUGAGGUCGCUUGCCGCCGGCGUCCGCAUCAUGCCCGUCUUUCAGUUUAUCCAGCACUACCCUCUCGUGGCCAAGAUCUUUGACCUUUUGGAGCCGAAGUGGGCAACGCAGAUGAAGUUCGAGGCGUACCGGCAUACGGUCGACCGCGUCGACGCGAGGCUGGCGAGGGAGUCGUCUCAGGCCGACAUCUGGAGCUACGCACUUUCGGCAAAGGAAGAUCAGCGUCUCAGCCUGAAAGAAAUGCACUCCAACGCCGACAGUUUCAUGAUUGCUGGGUCGGAAACAACAGCAACUGCAAUGACGGCCUUGAUCUACUUCCUCACCACGAGCCCAAACAAAUUUUCCAGACUCAAAAAUGAGAUCCGCAGUCGGUUCUCAAGUGCGGAGGAAAUCACAAUGGAGACUACGGCCCCGUUGAAGUACUUGAAUGCCUGCAUCCAGGAAACACUCCGCAUCUACCCGCCGCUGCCCCUCGGAGUCCCCCGUGAGGUCCCGUCUCCCGGCGCCACCAUCCUGGGCCGAUGGGUGCCCGGGGGCACGCAAGUUUCGGUGCACCACUACGCGAGCAGCCACAGCCCGAGCAACUUCAAGGACCCCGAAACGUUCGCGCCGGAGCGGUGGCUUGCUCGCGAUGCGGCCGCCGGUGACGACGACGACAGCACCGACAGUGCGCGCUACAGGUCGGACCGGCUGGAGGCGUCGCAGCCGUUCAUCGUGGGGCCGCGCAGCUGCAUCGGAAAGAGCAUGGCGAUGCACGAGAUGCGGCUGGUGCUGGCCCGUCUUUUCUUCCGGUUCGACGUGCAGCUGGUUGCGGACGUCGGGGCGGCGCCGUGGAAUCAGCAAAAGGCCUUUGCGUUCUGGGACAAGAAGCCGCUGAUGUGCAGGAUCAAGCUGGCCAGCAGCGGUACAGAGACGUCGGGGAAGUGA
This is a messenger RNA of Pyricularia pennisetigena, 1575 nucleotides long. RefSeq lists its product as uncharacterized. The transcript has 4 exons. NCBI's taxonomy places the organism in Eukaryota, Fungi, Ascomycota, Sordariomycetes, Magnaporthales, Pyriculariaceae. Gene Ontology annotation, molecular function: oxidoreductase activity, acting on paired donors, with incorporation or reduction of molecular oxygen; heme binding; monooxygenase activity. Bases 1 to 1575 code for a protein of 524 amino acids. The record is from RefSeq and is a predicted model, not a curated record.